UUGGUGGUACCGGGGCGAGGAGAGGGGAGCGCGGGACGAGGCUCGCAGGGGCGAAAGCGCCGGCAAUCGAUUCCACACCGCAGUCCGGCUAGGCGUUCGACCAUGGCAGACAAGAGUAAAGUUACUGAGCAAUAUUACGCUCCACCACCUGAUCUAGGAAAAUGGGACUCCUUCAGGAUGUUCCUAUGGAACUCCGAGACAGGACAAUUCCUGGGCCGCACGGGAUCCAGCUGGGCAAAAAUCUUGUUAUUCUACCUUAUCUUCUACGCUGUCCUCGCCGGUUUCUUCGCUGCCAUGCUGACCAUCUUCUACCAAACUCUUGAUGCUAAGAUGCCAAAAUGGCAAAUGGAUAGCUCUCUCAUCGGCAGCAAUCCAGGUCUUGGAUUCCGGCCAAUGCCCGACUCCGUGGUGUCGGUCGAGAGUACUCUGAUUUAUUACAAGGCUAAUGACAAGGGCUCUGUGCUUAAAUGGGCUUCUAUAAUCGAUGAGUUCCUUAAAGAAUACCGUAAGAAGGGCAGUGGCAGCGGGGAGCCCAGCGGUGCUGAGAACAGGGUCCCGUGCACCCCGACCUCCCACAACCUGGGGGAGAACCAGGUGUGCGAUGUGUCCCUCGAUGACUUCAGCCCCUGCACCUCCUCGCGCCAGUACAACUAUGAGCAGGGCGGACCGUGCGUCUUCCUCAAGCUGAACAAGAUCUUCAACUGGACCCCCCAACCGUACAAUGACACCGAGAGCCUCCCAGACGCUAUGCCGGAGUUCCUGAAACAGUACAUCAAAUCAGUCUCUGGCAAACCUGAAGCGAACAUGGUGUGGGUAUCCUGCGAGGGUGAGAAUCCAGCUGACGUAGAGAACAUAGGGCCCGUGCAGUACCUCCCCCGCCGCGGCUUCCCUGCCUUCUACUACCCCUUCACCAACAAGGACGGCUACCUCAGCCCUCUUGUUGCCGUACUCUUCGAGAGGCCCAGAACGGGAGUGCUCAUCAACAUCGAGUGUAAGGCGUGGGCGAAGAACAUCUUCUACGACCGAUACGAGCGGCGGGGCUCGGUGCACUUCGAGCUCAUGGUGGACCGCUCUUAA
Molecule: messenger RNA, 1077 nt
Organism: Danaus chrysippus (African queen)
Lineage: Eukaryota; Metazoa; Arthropoda; Insecta; Lepidoptera; Nymphalidae
Source: the annotation of a GenBank genome assembly